AUGGAUCUUCGAUCCACUCCUUGUAUCUUUCUUGGCUACAGCACCUCUCAUCAUGGGUAUCGGUGCUUUGAUCCUGAAUCUGAUCGUAUUUAUAUUGCCCGUCAUGUUCGAUUCAUUGAACAUGUUUUUCCGUUUUCAAAACAAACUUCAAACACUUCCCCGGUACCCGACCCCACUCCCUAUGUCUCGGCCUAUCCUACACCCGAUCUCUCUACAACUACACAACCUACCCCGCCACCACAAUCAUCCCCAACACUCAACUCACCACCACAACCUCCCGAUUCUACACCACCGUCGUCCAAUCAACCCACUUCUACACCACCUACACCACCACCGCCCCCACCACCACCACCGCCGCCUCCUGCCUACACUUACUCACGAAAGUCCACUCGCUCUUCCACCACCUCGGCCUUUGAUCAAUAUUCUACAAACAAAGCUGCUCCUAUCCCUCCAUCAUCUACUACUCCACCGCCACCUUCUUCCACCACCACUAGAACCCGUCCACCAAAUCUUCGUUCCAACCCUAAGCAAACGAAGCCUUACAAUGCCUCUUUCCACACCUCCACUGUCGAAUCCGAACCUACUACUUUUACCGUCGCUAAUGCAGACCCAAACUGGCGUAAGGCUAUGGCUGAGGAGUACUCGUCUCUUGUGCGUCAUGGACUAAAACUCUCACCACUUAAGAUGAAAACCACUAUGAACAUUGUCAUGAAUAUCAUUUUAUUAUCGGUGGAUUUACUAAGAUCAAAGUGA
Molecule: messenger RNA, 753 nt
Organism: Helianthus annuus (common sunflower)
Lineage: Eukaryota; Viridiplantae; Streptophyta; Magnoliopsida; Asterales; Asteraceae
Product: leucine-rich repeat extensin-like protein 3
Exons: 2
Coding region: 1-753 (250 amino acids)
Source: RefSeq, a predicted model, not a curated record